Messenger RNA from Chlorocebus sabaeus (green monkey), 915 nucleotides. Its product is annotated as olfactory receptor 2T5. Lineage: Eukaryota; Metazoa; Chordata; Mammalia; Primates; Cercopithecidae. The record is from RefSeq and is a predicted model, not a curated record. Gene Ontology annotation, molecular function: G protein-coupled receptor activity; olfactory receptor activity. Gene Ontology annotation, cellular component: membrane. Gene Ontology annotation, biological process: G protein-coupled receptor signaling pathway.
AUGGCCAACCACACUGAUGCGGAUUUCAUCCUGAUGGGACUCUUCAGACGAUCCAAACAUCCAUGUUUCUUACUUGUGUGGUUGUUUUUGUGGUUUUCUCUGAUGGCAUUGUCUGGAAAUGCUGUCCUGAUCCCUUCUGAUACACUCAGACACCCACUCCACACCCCCAUGUACUUUUUCAUCAGUCAAUUGUCUCUCAUGGACAUGGUGCAUAUUUCUGUCACUGUGCCCAAAAUGCUCCUGGACCAGGUCAUGGGUGUGAAUCAGAUUUCAGCCCCUGAGUGUGGGAUGCAGAUGUUCUCUAUCUGGACACUAGCAGGUUCGGAAUGUUUCCUUCUAGCCGCCAUGGCCUAUGACCGCUACGCACAUCUGCCAUCCUCGCUCCGUUACCCUGUCCUCAUGACCCAUAGGGCGUGGGUCUUCCUGGCAUCGGGCUGCUGGCUCCUGGGCUCAGUGGAUGGCUUCAUGCUCACUCCCAUCACCAUGACCUACCCUCUGCGGAUCCCGGAGAUUCAUCAUUUCUUCUGUGAAGUCCCUGCCAUAACGGUCCUGUCCUGCUCGGACAUCUAUGAGAGCCUCAUGUACCUAUGCUGUGUCCUCAUGCUCCUCAUCCCUGUGGUGAUCAUUUCAAGCUCCUAUUUACUCAUCCUCCUCACCAUCCACAGGAUGAACUCAGCAGAGGGCCGGAAGAAGGCCUUUGCCACCUGCUCCUCCCACCUGACUGUGGUCAUCCUCUACGGGGCUGCCAUCUACACCUACAUCCUCAGCUCCUUCCACACCCCUGAGAAGGACAUGAUGGUAUCUGUCUUCUACACCAUCCUCACUCCGGUGCUGAACCCUUUAAUCUAUAGUCUUAGGAAUAAGGAUGUCAUGGGGGCUCUGAAGAAAAUGUUAACUGUGAGAAUUGUCCUUUAG